AUGGAGGGAAAACACAUCUUCUGCAAAGCUUUUGUAGUAAAGCACAGGAAGAACAAACUAGAAGAAAACUUGAAUUUUCAAAAUAAUCACAUGUUGUCAAGUUUUAUAUGUGAAGACUCAAAGAAGAAGGUUUGGUCAGUUAGUAAUGCAAGUUUCAUAAUAAAAAAUAAACUUUACACAUCAUCCCUUUUAACAGAAUCUUUAGUUCAUUGA
Messenger RNA from Clunio marinus, 213 nucleotides. The record is from the annotation of a GenBank genome assembly. Lineage: Eukaryota; Metazoa; Arthropoda; Insecta; Diptera; Chironomidae.